Molecule: messenger RNA, 465 nt
Organism: Priapulus caudatus
Lineage: Eukaryota; Metazoa; Priapulida; Priapulimorpha; Priapulimorphida; Priapulidae
Product: high mobility group protein HMGI-C-like
Exons: 4
Coding region: 16-465 (149 amino acids)
Biological process (GO): regulation of DNA-templated transcription
Cellular component (GO): nucleus; chromatin
Molecular function (GO): transcription coregulator activity; DNA binding
Source: RefSeq, a predicted model, not a curated record
CCAUCCUGGAAGACCAUGCAACGAGGCUUCGGCCAUUUUGCAAUGAAGAUGUCCGAAACGGAAGGACAAGCAGAGCCGGGCCCGUCAGGCACCCAGGCCAAGGAAACACCAGUGAAAAAGGGAAGAGGAAGACCUCGGACAAAACCUGUAGAGGAACCAACUGGUGAGCCGAAACCCAAAAGACCACGAGGACGACCACUGGGGAGUAAAAAUAAAAAAAAAGAAAUAAAACAGGCACCGACAGCGGCACCAAAGAGAGGGCGAGGUCGACCGAGAAAAUGGGUGAGUGACGUCGCUCGCUGCGGAGGCGUGAGGGGUGGGAUUCAUUAUCAACCAUUGCUUAUCCUUUCAUUCCACUCUGCUCAGCCUCAUAUGAAUCCCGGGCAUACUUUUUUGGAAUCUUCGACUCAUCUUUCUUCAUUCUUUGUCAUCUCGCCGACGAAGCGCACACAGAUUUUUACGUAG